Dioszegia hungarica is the source of this 1635-nucleotide messenger RNA. RefSeq names its product major facilitator superfamily domain-containing protein. Lineage: Eukaryota; Fungi; Basidiomycota; Tremellomycetes; Tremellales; Bulleribasidiaceae. Gene Ontology annotation, biological process: transmembrane transport. Bases 1 to 1635 code for a protein of 544 amino acids. The transcript is spliced from 11 exons. Gene Ontology annotation, molecular function: transmembrane transporter activity. The record is from RefSeq and is a predicted model, not a curated record.
AUGGCCUCCGACGAGAAGACCAGCCACACCCGAACCGCAAGCGGGAAAAGCAGCGAGGACGAAAACUACCAGGCGGACGUUACACCGAUCUUACCUCGUCAAGCCGUCGUCAAUGAGCACAGUGGCUUAUCAGAAGAGAAAGACCUCGACAAUCUCACCGAUGAGGCUGGUCAGAGGGCGGUACCUCUGCGCCACAUCCCUCGCAAGUACCAGAUCAUGGCGUUCUGCAUGAUCAUUUUCUUCAAUACUAGCUCGUCCUUCUCCGAGAGUACUUUGAGCCCGCUCAAGUCUACCAUCAGGUCCGAGAUGAAGAUCACCAAUGCUCAGUACGGGGUCAUCUCUUCCGCGUCCAGUCUCGCCAAUACAAUUUUACCCGUGCUCGGUGGGAUCGGUAUUGACUACUGGGGAUCCACCUAUGCCGCCAUCAUCUGCUCGUCCUUCAUCAUGGUUGGCGCCAUCAUCUCUGCUGCGGGCGCGAGCACCAUGCAAUUCGGUCUCAUCGUCGCCGGUCGUAUCAUCCUCGGCUUCGGCUCGAUGGUCAUCGAGUCCGCCCAGAUCAAGCUCUACGCCCACUGGUUCCAAGGCUCUCACUUAGCUUUGGUCAUUGGUCUCGACUUGGCUUGGAGCCGAGUCAUCAGCGUCAUUGCUCGGACCUCGGCAGUACCCAUGUCGAUGGUCGAUGGAUGGUGGGGAUGGGCGCUAUGGAUACCUGCGUUCUCGACGGUCGCGAAUCUGCUCAUUUGCCUGGCUUACUGGGCUUUCGAGCGGCGUUUGCCCCAAGCGUACCGCCCACCUCUGGGUAAGAAUGCGCACAUCGUCGAGGGGACACUGAAGAAGUCUAUCAACUUCAACACCCUUCGCAGGCUGCGAGUCCCGAAUCAUCAGACGCCGGUCUUCUUCUGGAUCUUUGCUGGAACCCAGCUCUUCCAAACGUCGUGCAUCGGAGUGUACAGCAUCAACCUCGCCGAUAUCCAGACCCAGACAAGAGGCACAUCGGCUCUCGCAGCAGGGUACAACUCGUCCCUUCAGAGCGUGGUGCCAAUCGUCUUGAUCCCGCUCAUCGGGGCCGUCUUUGACCGAUGGGGCAUGAGGAUGUUCUUCAUCUCCUGGACUGCCCUCCUCUAUGUUAUCGUCUUCGCGCUCAUCGGCCUGACCAAAGUCCACCCUAUCGGACCGAUCCUGCUCAGCUCGUUCGCCUUGUCGACCUACGCCAUCCCGCUGUCGGCUUCGAUACCUGUCAUGAUCGGCGAUGAUGCGCUUCUGGGAACAGCUAUCGGGGUCUGGAAAGCUUUCGGUAACGGCGGCAUCAUCGUCUUCGACAUCCUGGCUGGCGCUAUCCAAGACCGGUCCGGCAACAAUUCGUACACGAAUGUCAUCAUCCUCUUGAUGUGUUACAAGGGCCUGCAAAUCUUCCUCCCAUUCGGCUAUGACUGGCUUGACGGCAAAUGGCUCGGACACUCGCUCCGGAAGGGCGAGAAGGAGCGAGUUGCGCUACGCGAUAAGGUACUGGCGGAAGGGAUCGAGAUGAGGGGGUGGAGGCCGUCCAAGUGGGGCAUGAUCAUCGUCAUGAGCGAGUUAACAGCGUUGACAGUGGCUGCCUGGGCGGUGUACAUUGUCUUCUCCCUGGGCAAGUAG